This is a messenger RNA of Diaporthe batatas, 1866 nucleotides long. RefSeq lists its product as uncharacterized. Lineage: Eukaryota; Fungi; Ascomycota; Sordariomycetes; Diaporthales; Diaporthaceae. The record is from RefSeq and is a predicted model, not a curated record. Bases 1 to 1866 code for a protein of 621 amino acids. Gene Ontology annotation, molecular function: 1-alkyl-2-acetylglycerophosphocholine esterase activity. The transcript has 2 exons.
AUGGCGCCCCUCAUCAAGCAGGUCACGGUGGCCACCCUCGCCGGCAUCCUCAACACCAUAUCCAACCUGCCAGGUGGCUUCCACGGUUCCAAUGUGACCGACUUCAAUGACAAGGCCAUCAACAUUCUCCCCGAUGUGCCCGGCCCGUACAAUGUCGGCGUCACUCCCGUUGUCUUCAAAGACUAUGGGCAUCGUCAAUUCCCUCUCUGUGAUGAUGACAACUACGAGGAUUCCAAUGAUGACUGCUUCCGUCCGCGUCAGAUCAUAACAUCACUCUUCUAUCCGUCUUGCCCUCCCCCAGACACUCAGAGGAGGCCGGUUGUGUUGGGCGAGGAGCACUUUGCUCCUGUCUUCACGGAAACCGUUCUGGAGGAGAUUCUUCACACUGCUACCACUACUUCCCUCGGUAAUAUCACGGGUCUGCACAAUCUCAUGUCACGAGCCGUGACAUCGGCCACUGCUUGCCCAGGCCAGUUCCCCUUGGUGGUCUUUGCCCCCGACGUAGGUGGUCAGCGCCAGGCCUACACCCAGGCGGCAUCCGAGCUUGCUUCGAUGGGUUACAUUGUGCUCACCGUGGAUUCUCCUUUCCUUUCCGGUGUGGUUGAGAACCCGCCCAAGACCUUCCAGCGCAGCCUGUCUGGGGGUGUCGUCAACGAACACCAAGUUUUCACGAUCCAGAACAACGACCUUUGGUUUAUCCACAAGCAUCUCGCCACGGUAAACGAAACACUCGGCCCUCUUUCACGUUGGACCAAUAACGCCUCUGUUCAGGUCGAUCAUUGCAUCUUCGGACACGGCUCGGGCGGCUCGGUUGCUCAAGCGAUGAUCGACAACCAUGUCGUCAGAUGUGGUGGACGUCUUGAAGGAACCCUGGCUCUUCCUGCCCCCUUCAAUGGACAGGUCAAGGCUGACAGCCCCCUUUCUGCCUCUCCAUCACCCUUCCCUGACCGUCCGGAGACGCAUCUGCCCGGUAUCCCAUCAUUCAUUCUUGAAUUCCUCCAGGCCGUGAACCAUCUCCGAAACUCAGGAGUCGAUGUUCUGAAGGGGAUCAUUUGCCGUCUCGAAGGCACCUGUGGUACUCGCAGCCGCUCAGACUCACGCUCUCUCGAGAAACGCAAUGUCGCCGAUGACCCUUGGUACUUUCCCGAGUACCCUUACCACAAGAAGCCUUGGUAUGACGACGACUGCGACUACGGAUACCACAAGGGCGGAUAUGGAUAUGACUGCGACGACGACAAGUGGUGUGAUGAUUACGAUGAUCAUUACUGGUACGACUACGACCCAUGCGAUGAUUAUGACCCUCCCUACUACGACCCAUGCGAUUACGACGAUCCCUACUACCCUCCGUACGAUCCUCCGUACUACCCUCCCCAGCCAUAUCCUUCGGAUCCAUACUCGCCUUACCCAUACCCUUCAAGGCCGUUUCCUCCACCAGGAAUCUUCCCACCCAACAUGACCUGGCCCCCAUAUGGCGACGGCAAGCUCCCCUACGGCAACACGCCUUGGGAUGACCACUGGGAUGACUACCCCAACAGUGGAUCUCCUUACAGACCGAGGUAUGGUCACAAGUACUAUGAUCAUUACCACGGAGGCUAUCCUUAUGGGUGUGACGAUUAUGGUGACGACCUCGACUGCAAUGGCUAUCCUGAUCACCACCUCGUGUGGGACAGGAAGAAGUAUUGCCACGGCUGGAUCGAGGAUUACUGCAACCACAGGCACCACUACGACCAUGACGAUGAUGAUCAUGAUGAUUAUGAUGACAACAAUUGCGAGGACUACGACGACGACUGUGAUUCCGACUACGACUAUGACAAUCAUGAUGACCAUGGCGAUGUCGACGAUUGGGACGAGGAGGAUCACAAUUGA